AUGAAUCAUAGAAAGAGUUUAUCACCGUUUAGUGAAAAAGUGAGAGUUAUUUAAUUUACUUGUUUAAGAUUGGAGUUCCUUUACCCAUUAGUUAGUGAACCCCUAAAAGUGAUAGUGUGUGAAAAACAUACCUUCAUUGCUAAACCUUAAGAUCAAAGAUAUGCAAUUGUUAACUAAGUACAAGAUAACAAAUUAUCAGACAUAAGCUAUUGAAGUUUUUAAUCAUAAAAUCAAAAUUGAAAUCUAAAACUUAGGGACCUCAUAAUUAGAUUUAAAUACUUACUAGGCCUUUUCAUUAGAAAAAGUUCCAAUUUAUGAUAAGAAAAAUCAGAAAUAAUUGAUUGGAUUUCUAUGCUUUAAGAUAGAUGAAACAUCUAAAAAGACUACUCCAAAUGCUAGCAUUUAAAAUUCAAGAGAACAAUCAUUAAGUAAUACAAUAAAUUAAAAUAGAUUUUGGUUCAAAUUUAUUUACCAUAGCAUUUAGUGAUUAAUCAUAACAAUAAAAUUCUAAAUAACACAAUUAAACUUAAAAGUACUCAAAUGAAGAAAUUAAAAGAAAUAUUGAUUAAAUUGCGCAAAUAUAUGAAGAAAUGAGUAGAGAAUAAAAUUAAUUAUUAUAACAAGACUUAAAAUUAAAGAAAUUAGACAAUGAAAUCAAAGACUUGAAUUAAUAAUUAAAGUCUUUACAUGAUUAAGAACAUCAUUUAGAUUUAUAAUUUAAAAAAUUGUAAACUCAAUCUCCUUAGUUAUAAAUGUUAAUUAAUCAAAAAAUAUAAUAACAAUAUUCAAUACUAACUUUUAAGAAAAAAUAAGAAAAUCCAAUUUAAAAAUAAUCACCCUCAUAAAUAAUUAGAGUAGAUUAAACUAGUUCAAGAUAAAAAAAAACUAAUGUUCUUCCAUAAUAAGUAACAAUUAGUUUAAUUGAAUAAGAAAAGUUUAUGAAAAAAUAAAAUAAAGAACCUGAAAUUCCUGUCAAUAUGUCUAUACCAUUUUCUUUUAAUGAAUAUUUUAGUUUAUUCAAAAAUUGA
Molecule: messenger RNA, 1028 nt
Organism: Paramecium pentaurelia
Lineage: Eukaryota; Ciliophora; Oligohymenophorea; Peniculida; Parameciidae
Source: the annotation of a GenBank genome assembly